Lichtheimia ornata is the source of this 912-nucleotide messenger RNA. RefSeq lists its product as uncharacterized. Gene Ontology annotation, molecular function: mRNA binding. The transcript is spliced from 4 exons. The coding region runs from base 1 to 912 and encodes 303 amino acids. Gene Ontology annotation, cellular component: nucleus. The record is from RefSeq and is a predicted model, not a curated record. NCBI's taxonomy places the organism in Eukaryota, Fungi, Mucoromycota, Mucoromycetes, Mucorales, Lichtheimiaceae. Gene Ontology annotation, biological process: mRNA export from nucleus.
AUGGAUAUCGAUCGUCCCCUCGAUGACAUAAUUAAGAAGCGAAACAAAGGUGGUCGACAGCAGCAGCAACAACAAAGGAAAUCGCAACAGAAAAACCAGCGAGGCAAUAGCGCCAAAAAGCAAUCCAACAAGAAUCAGAACAAGAAUGCGGGUGGCAAUGGAAGACAACGACGCAAUGACAAGCUCAAGAACGGCAACAAUGUCAAUCUCGGCGUAAGCAACAAGUCAAAAAAGUCGAUUGGCAAGGCAUCAGCAUCACGUCCUAACACCAAUAUCUCAUCUCGUCUGGGCCAACAACCCAAGCAAGAAAAGACCAACAAGACCCCAAUUGAUCCAGCCAGCAUUGUCAUUACCAAGAAGGUUUCUCGCCGGAAUAACAACAUGAACAGCAACAGCAACAACAACAACAAACAACUACCAUCCAUGAUUCGAGGUGUGGGUCAUAACAAUGCACAACAAAGUGUGAUGCAUCGUGGACUUUCGAUCCGUGGCGCUUCGUAUGGUGCAUCCUCUUCUUUUGGUUCCCCGAUGGGAUCAUCCAUGGGUGGUGGUAAUAUUCAUGGCAUCAACAUUCGAGGAGAAUCAGGCCCUGCUACGGUGGUCAUUAGCAAUUUGGAUCCUUCUGCCAAUGCAGAGGACAUCAGGAUGAUCUGUGCCCAAUUUGGACAAGUGGCCCAUUGUGAAGUAUUGGUGGAUAGGACAGGACGAUCCUUCGGUGAAGCAGAGAUCGAAUUUACUCAAAAGAGUGCUGCAUUGGAGUGUAUCAACAAGUUGGAUAAUGAAGUGGCUGAUGGCCGUAUUUUACGAGUUACAUUACGCCAUCGACCUACUAUGGUAUCCUCGAAUUACAUGAACCAAUCUGUUCGAUCCGUGAUUGCCCCCACGCGUUCAGGAUUUACUUCAGCACAUUAG